Molecule: messenger RNA, 752 nt
Organism: Amphimedon queenslandica
Lineage: Eukaryota; Metazoa; Porifera; Demospongiae; Haplosclerida; Niphatidae
Exons: 3
Coding region: 263-634 (123 amino acids)
Source: RefSeq, a predicted model, not a curated record
UGUUGGAAGAUCUGCUAAAGAAGUGGAGAACAUUCUUCAGAAUAGCAUUGGAAGAGUCUUUGAAGAAUUACCCAAAUAUUCCGUACCAAGAUUCCAGCGUGUUGUGUGUGAUGGGUGUCCUGUCUCAUCAAAGGUUCAUUAUCUCACACCAGCAAAGUAUCAAGUCAGAUAUCCUAUAAUCAAUUGUGAAGUAAACACAACAUAUCGACCACUGACAGAGAAAGAAAAGAAUUGGUUUACUGAGAAAGUGGAAGCAAAGGACAUGACAUCAAAGGACAAAUUUGGAGCUAAAUCUAAACAAGUGGAAGCAAAGGACAAAGUUAGUAAGAGGGAGCCAAUAGAUAUAUUCAAGGAUCAUUAUGCUGAUCUCUGUGAGUGUAUAUCUGCAGAUCAUAUUAUUGGGAGAGUCGCAGAUCGUUGUGUACCACUGAUAAGUGACAUUACAUUUGAUAAAACCAUGACUACUGGUAUCUCCAACUAUGACAAAGCACGUCCACUUAUGAAAGAGCUAAAGCUUAAUCUCAAAGCAUCCAAAGAUCAACGCCAGUAUUUAUUGAAACUAAUUAGCAUAUUCCACAAAAUAAAUGAUCCGGCAUUGUCUGAGAUAGCUGAUGCAAUGAAGUCAGAACUCUGAGGUCAUCCUAAUGACUAGCACUAGUUUAACAUACUUGCUGAUUAUUGAAAUUAAUUAUUACUGAAUAAUGCUGUAAUACUAUUACUCUAUUAGUACUUUGCUAAUCUGUUGGCUUAAA